Cucumis melo (muskmelon) is the source of this 2487-nucleotide messenger RNA. RefSeq lists its product as uncharacterized. The coding region runs from base 302 to 2038 and encodes 578 amino acids. Gene Ontology annotation, molecular function: protein binding. The record is from RefSeq and is a predicted model, not a curated record. The transcript has 16 exons. Gene Ontology annotation, biological process: SCF-dependent proteasomal ubiquitin-dependent protein catabolic process. NCBI's taxonomy places the organism in Eukaryota, Viridiplantae, Streptophyta, Magnoliopsida, Cucurbitales, Cucurbitaceae. Gene Ontology annotation, cellular component: SCF ubiquitin ligase complex.
CUUGCUUCACUCUUCUUCUCUUGUAGAGCUCCCCACUCCCAAAGAAGAAAGAUGAGAAAAAACCAUUUGCGCUAAAGACUGCUUUUUGAUAAAUAUAUAUUAUUUUUAUAUAUAUUUUUUCGUCCAGUCUUCUUCUGGGAAUCGUUUUUUUUUUUUUUUUUCCCUUUUCAGUUGAUGUAUUCAAUAUGAUCAUGUUCAGGGUAAAGUAACGUGCAUAUGUUAUUUUUUGGUUAUUGCAUGGGUUACAAUAAUGUUCUGCUGAAGUUUUUAUGACAUAAAUUGAUUAUCGGAUACCUUCUCAAUGGGGGGAGCUUGUUCUAGGAAGAGAGACCAGCUAGAUAACGAAGACAGUUUGCCUAGAGGAGUAUCUGGAAAAUACUGUAAAAGUGGGAGUUCCAAAUGGUUGACAACUUCAUUUUCUCGACCUUUUGUAGACAUUGAUCCUCGACGAGGGAAAUGCCCUUCUCUUAUGGACUUAUGCAUCCGACGAAUAUGCAAGGAUAUAGAUCAAUAUGACAGUUUCAGUAUGCUUCCAAGGGAUAUUAGUCAGCUGAUCCUCAAUGAAUUGGUGUAUUCUCAGCUUCUAAAUAAUAUUUCAAUACAAGCUUUUCGAGAUUGUGCUCUCCAGGAUCUUCACUUUGGAGAAUGUCCAGGGGUGAACGAUGCUUGGAUAGAUGUCAUCUCCUCGCAAGGAUCCUCUGUACUUUCUGUGGAUCUUUCUGGCUCGGAAGUAACUGAUGGUGGAUUGAUGAACCUCAGGAAUUGCGCAAAUCUCCAAUCCUUAAAUUUGAACUUCUGUGAACAUAUAUCAGAUCGAGGACUGGGACAUAUUGGAGGCUUCUCAAGGUUGACAAGUUUGAGUUUUAGGAAAAACAGUGAAAUUACUUCUCAAGGGAUGAGCGUCUUUGCUCAUCUUGUAAACUUGAUCAGAUUGGACUUAGAGAAAUGUCCUGGCAUUCAUGGGGGACUUAUUCAUCUCCAAGGAUUAAGGAAGUUGGAGUCUCUUAAUAUCAAAUGGUGUAAUUGCAUCACAGAUUCUGAUAUAAAGCCUCUCUCCGGCCUAACUAAUUUGAAAGGAUUGCAAAUUUCAUGCAGUAAGGUCACAGAUGCUGGUAUUGCCUACUUGAAAGGACUGCACAAGCUUUCACUACUGAACUUAGAGGGUUGUCCAGUUACAGCUGCUUGUUUGAACACUCUCUCAGCACUUGGUGCCCUUCAAUAUUUAAACCUUAGCAGAUGUCACAUAACUGAUGACGGAAGCGAGCAAUUUUCUGGGCUUGGGGCUUUGAAAAUAUUGAACUUGGGGUUCAAUGACAUAACAGAUGAAUGUUUGGUUCACCUGAAAGGUCUAACAAAUUUGGAGAGCUUGAACUUGGAUUCAUGCAGGAUUGAGGAUGAUGGCCUUGUUAACUUGAAAGCUCUUCACCGUUUGAAAUGUUUGGAGUUGUCUGAUACUGAUGUUGGAAGCAAUGGUCUACGUCAUCUAUCUGGUUUGUUUAAUCUGGAGAAAUUGAAUCUCUCAUUCACCGUAGUUACUGACAUUGGCUUAAAAAAGCUGUCUGGGCUCUCAUCUCUUAAAUCACUUAAUUUGGAUACUCGCCAAAUUACAGACAUCGGACUUGCUUCCCUUACUGGUUUAGUAGGAUUGACUCAUCUUGAUCUUUUCGGAGCUCGUAUUACAGACUCCGGAACAAACUAUCUGCGAAACUUCAAGAACCUACAGUCCCUGGAAAUAUGUGGUGGAGGAUUGACUGAUGCUGGUGUGAAGAACAUUAAAGACCUGUCUUCCUUGAUGGUGCUCAAUCUAUCACAAAAUGGCAAUCUGACUGAUAAAUCCUUGGAACUAAUUUCUGGUUUAACAGGGUUGGUCUCUUUGAACAUUUCGAAUUCGAGAAUCACCUCUGCGGGACUACGACACCUGAAAACUCUGAAGAAUCUAAAGCAGUUGACACUGGAGGCAUGUCGGGUUUCAGCAAGUGACAUAAAAAAGCUUCAAUCUACCGACCUCCCGAAUCUGGUGAGCUUCCGCCCUGAGUAGCCGUGAAGAAGAAGAUGCCCUGUGAUUCAACCUGCCACAAAGGCAGAGUUGUAAAUAAUGAUAUCCAGGCAACAAGUUCUUAUCAAAUUGUACAUAGUUUUGGAUUUGUUUUAGGCCAUGAGCUUUCAAAGACCAAGUGUUUUUAGUGGUUUUCUUUCUUUUCAGUCUAGUUUAUUGGAAAAAAAAUUGGGUAAGAAAUGGUAGAACCUUGCAAGCCAUGGCAAAAAGAAGUGGUACCAAAAAAAAAAAAAAAGAAAAAGAAACUUCUGUAAAUACAUCUUCCUUCUCUGCUAAGGCAGUGGAGAAUGUGAAUAAUGCAGUUUUUAUUAUUAAGUUAUUUGGUUAAUAUGUUCGUUCAUGUAAAAAACUGGAAAUGGAUACUUUUCCACUUUAUGAACUACCCAUCUUGUUAUAAUUUAUUGUCAGAUGAUUUGGAUUUGUACAGUGAA